Molecule: messenger RNA, 1008 nt
Organism: Emericellopsis atlantica
Lineage: Eukaryota; Fungi; Ascomycota; Sordariomycetes; Hypocreales; Bionectriaceae
Product: proteasome regulatory particle subunit
Exons: 3
Coding region: 1-1008 (335 amino acids)
Biological process (GO): proteasome-mediated ubiquitin-dependent protein catabolic process; protein deubiquitination
Cellular component (GO): proteasome regulatory particle, lid subcomplex
Molecular function (GO): protein binding; proteasome binding; metallopeptidase activity
Source: RefSeq, a predicted model, not a curated record
AUGGAGCGCUUUAGGCAUCUUCUUGGAGGCGGCGGUCUCGGUGGCGGCCCUGCGCCUGGCCAGGACAAUUCGAGCCUCAUCGAUAACUCCGAGACAGUCUACAUUUCCUCUCUAGCUCUUCUCAAGAUGCUUCGACACGGCCGAGCUGGUGUGCCCAUGGAAGUCAUGGGCCUGAUGCUGGGCGAAUUUGUGGACGACUUCACGGUCAAGGUCAUGGAUGUUUUCGCGAUGCCGCAGAGUGGUACCGGUGUCAGUGUAGAGGCUGUCGACCCGGUGUUCCAGACAAAGAUGAUGGACAUGUUGAGGCAAACAGGCCGGCCUGAGUCUGUGGUAGGCUGGUAUCACUCGCAUCCUGGUUUCGGAUGCUGGCUUUCGUCGGUCGAUAUCAACACACAACAGUCAUUCGAGCAGCUCAACCCCCGAGCUGUCGCUGUGGUCGUGGACCCCAUUCAGUCGGUCAAAGGCAAGGUCGUCAUCGACGCAUUCCGCUUGAUCAACCCACAACUCUUGAUGAUGGGACAGGAGCCCCGUCAGAGCACGAGCAAUCUCGGGCACCUGAACAAGCCAUCGAUCCAAGCUCUGAUCCAUGGACUCAACCGGCACUACUACUCGAUUGGCAUCCAAUACCGCAAAACAGGCCUGGAGGAGAAUAUGUUGAUGAACUUGCACAAGCAUGUCUGGACCGAGGCUCUUGAGAUGAACGACUUCAAGGCGGAAGGCACCAAGAACAAGGACCGACUGAAGCAGCUGGUGGACUUGGCCGAUGGCUACGAGAAGCGAGUCAAGGAGGAAACGGAGUUAACGAAGGAGCAGCUUAAGACGCGCUACGUCGGCAAGCUGGACCCCAAGAAGCAUCUCGAGGACGUUGGGCGCGAGCUCAUCGAGGACAACAUCGUUGCGGUGUCGCGGCAAAUGAUCGACAAGGAGGCCGCUGUGCCCAAGAAAGACGGUCGAACGGGCAUGAACAACGGCGUCGUGGAGGAGAUGGAUGUGGAGGAGGACUUAUGA